This is a messenger RNA of Cryptomeria japonica (Japanese cedar), 1800 nucleotides long. RefSeq names its product RGG repeats nuclear RNA binding protein A. Gene Ontology annotation, cellular component: cytoplasm; nucleus. Bases 240 to 1424 code for a protein of 394 amino acids. The transcript has 6 exons. The record is from RefSeq and is a predicted model, not a curated record. Gene Ontology annotation, molecular function: RNA binding. NCBI's taxonomy places the organism in Eukaryota, Viridiplantae, Streptophyta, Pinopsida, Cupressales, Cupressaceae.
UUUAACUUCCAACUUAGGUUUAAUGUGAACGGGCAGAAUUAAGAAUUGUCUGCUAGUCUCUUAUAUUCUGCAUCUCUUCCCUUUUAGGUAUUAUGUUGGUCUAUUGGCUCUGAAAUUUUUACUGUGCAGAGAGGGCAGAUAAAAGAAAGAAAGAUGGGUUUGCGAGAAAAAUGGAUUAGUUCAAGUGAGUGAAUUGGGUGCCCUCUUCUUCAUAAACCCUUUGGGAAAUUGGAGGCGGAAUGGCCAGAGACAUGAAUUCAUUCUCACUCCUUCCGGAGGACGAUCAGGGCGACAACGAUCUCACAGUCCUCCUGGAGGCUGCGAAGAAUACCAAGUCUCAAAAGAAAACCCCUUCUGAUGAUAAUGCUAUCAAUGCCAAGCAGCCACAAGCUGCUAAACUUACCUCCAAACCUCUUCCUCCUGCAGAGGCUGGUAAAAGUCACUUGAGGGCAGAGAGAGGAAGAGGAAGAGGACCUGGGCGUGGGCGUGGACGAGGUGGAGGGCGCUUUGGUGGUGGGGAUCAUUUUGAGGGUGGUGGAGAGUAUGGCAAUGGAUUUGGCUUUGGAGGGGGCCCUGGUGGAGGAAGAGGUGGCUUUGGGGAAGAUGGUGGUGGCUUUGGAGGGGGCCGAGGUGGAAGAAGAGCUGGCUUUGGGGAGGACAACAGUGGCUUUGGAGGGGGCCGAGGUGGAGGAAGAGGUGGCUUUGGGGAAGAGGAUGGUGGUGAUUUUAGAGGCAGAGGACGUGGAAGGGGCAGGGGUUCCCGAGGUGGUGGUCGCUUUGGGGGCAACCGCGGUGGCUCUGGCCCUGAUGAUGCAAAUGGGUUUGACAAUCCUACGCAGCAGUUUGAAUCUGAUGCACCUGCAGGCCAGUGGGAGGCUGCUGAAGGAUCAUAUGAUGAGAAAAAAAAUAUAGAGCCUGAAAUUAAGAAGCCUGAAGAAGAGGUUACUCAAGAGAAUGACAUGGAAAACAAAGAGGAGAAAAAGGAGGAAGAAGACAAGGAAAUGACACUUGAUGAAUAUGAGAAACUGUUGAAUGACAAAAGAAAAGCGUUGGAAGCUUUAAAAAAUGAGGAAAGAAAAGUUGUUGUGGACAGGGAUUUUGAGUCUAUGCAACUUGUUGAAAAAAAGAAAGAUGAUGGCAUUUUCAUCAAAGUGAACUCAGAAAAGGAUAGACUAAGAAGGAAGGAGGCUAUUGAAAAGGAAGAUAAAGUUCGUAAGGCUGUGAGCAUAAAUGAGUUUCUGAAACCUGCCGAUUUUGAGAGAUAUGGCGCUCGUGGGCGUGGGCGUGGACGUGGACGAGGUCGAGGGAAUGGUGGCUUUACUGGAGCUAGGGGAGGAUAUGGAGGGAGUUACAAUGAUGCUGAUCAGGUUGCUGCUCCUCACAUUGAGGAUCCUGUGCAGUUUCCUGUACUUGCUGGGAAGUAACUUUAUCAGCAUCACUCAGUAAAAUUUUUGCUAGUUAUAUUUUACUAUCUUUUGUGUAACAAUUACCAAGAUGGAGUUCUCAGUGAACAAGGAUCACUGUUAGAGAGAAAAAGAUUAUACUGAGAAUCUCUGAAUUUUCUAAAUGGGAGUUAAUAUUCUAUUGCAGUUGGAAGAUUUUUAGAAAUUUUAACAGAAACUUAAGUUAUUUUAUCAUUGUGAACUGGAAAGGUUAUUCCUAAUUAGUGAUUAGGAAGAAUCUUAACUGUUUUUUUUCCGGGCAUUGUGUCUACUUUGUCACAUUUUUGUAAAUUUUGUUUUAUUGUUUAUACUUGUCUAGAUAAGAUAUAUAUUGAUGAGAAUGAGUUUGACAUCUCAA